Molecule: messenger RNA, 1102 nt
Organism: Yamadazyma tenuis ATCC 10573
Lineage: Eukaryota; Fungi; Ascomycota; Pichiomycetes; Serinales; Debaryomycetaceae
Source: RefSeq, a predicted model, not a curated record
ACACUAACAUGUUUAGCCAUAAUCCAGUGCUAGGCCGAUCAUCUCAUCCAGUUGUACGCUGUGGACAGUUACAGCACUUGCGGACGUUGAAGAGGCGGUUGGCGUACCCAGAAGCCUACAGACCAGUUGUACCUCCCCAGACUGGCAAAAAAGACCAUUCUAGUUACUUCCAAAGAGCUUUGAAAGGAUGGCUUGGGCCUAAGAACAUAAGAGGUGAAUACUACAGGAACAAGUAUUAUUAUCCUCCACAGAACCACAAGCCCAGAUAUAUUGUACAGGACGGACAGAGUGUGGAAGAUGGAAAUCAACCCACCUCGAGAUCCUUCGGUUCCAAAGGAAGAGAUCCUGCAUUACACCCUUUUCCUCAAAACUUGCAAUGUACGACAGCCCCCAUCAUUUCCGAAGAAUUGAAGUUGACGGUAUAUGAGGAUGCUAAUGUAAGAGGACUAAAGACACAAGAAAUAGCUCAGAAAUACGGGAUUAAAUUGGCAAGAGUUGAAGCCAUUAUAAAGCUUUACGAAAUUGAAAGAAGCUGGGAAGAGAACAACAAAAUAACAACUGAUUUGAAGCAGUUCUCUACCACCAUGUACAAGAUGUUCCCAUUAUUCAAUCCUCCAUUGCAGGCGGAAAACUUGACAGAAAUCCCCACUCCAUCAAGAACUUUACACCAGAGAUUUUUAACGAUCUCAGAAUCAGAACCUUUUGGUCCAGUUGAUGCAGCAGACAUUUUCGGAUUGGAACCUGCCAGUGAAACCUUAACCAAGUUGACACAAAUCCAAGAUCAUUCCCAACAAAACAACUCUGUGGUUUUGAAUAAAGUUUUGGUUGGAAAGCAAAAGGAAGGAGAUAGAACUGCAUUUAGAUUCUCUCAUGCUCAAUCUGGAUCUGUUGGUUACCGGUAUGGUGCCAGUCGUAGAGACAGAAAGAAAGAUAAAGCGAUUGGAUUUGACCGUGUUGGAAAACUUGUUAAUUUGGCAUAAGUCAAUGCCCUCUUUUACAUAUCGACACUAGCCCUGUCUAACCUUAAGUAACCUUGUAAAUAAACGGAUUAGCGCACGACGUCAUUUUGAAAAUUUUCUCGACACGUCUUGAAUGCGCUCUC